GGGUGGCGGUGGGCCCCGCCUCGGGCAAACCCAGAAGAUGAAUCUCUUCCAAUCCAUAACAAGUGCCUUGGACAAUGCUUUAGCCAAAGAUCCGACUGCAGUAAUAUUUGGUGAAGAUGUGGCCUUUGGAGGAGUAUUCAGGUGUACAGUUGGCUUACGAGACAAAUAUGGUAAAGAUAGAGUUUUCAACACCCCGUUGUGUGAACAAGGAAUUGUUGGCUUCGGUAUUGGAGUUGCUGUUGCAGGUGCUACAGCCAUUGCAGAAAUCCAGUUUGCCGAUUACAUUUUUCCAGCAUUUGAUCAGAUUGUUAAUGAAGCAGCAAAGUAUCGUUACCGCUCUGGAGAUCUGUUUAACUGUGGAAACCUCACCAUUAGAGCCCCCUGGGGCUGUGUGGGUCAUGGUGCACUAUAUCACUCUCAAAGUCCAGAAGCUUUUUUUGCUCACUGUCCAGGAAUAAAGAUUGUUAUUCCAAGGAGUCCUCUUCAGGCCAAAGGACUGCUGCUGUCAUGCAUAGAGGACAAAAACCCAUGCAUAUUCUUUGAACCUAAAAUACUUUACAGAGCUGCAGUCGAACAAGUUCCUGUGGAGCCCUACAACAUUCCACUGUCUCAAGCUGAGGUGCUGCAGACAGGCAGCGAUGUGACACUGGUUGCUUGGGGCACUCAGGUACACGUGAUCAAAGAGGUGGCAGCAAUGGCUCAAGAAAAGCUUGGCGUGUCCUGUGAAGUUAUUGAUCUGAGAACCAUCUUACCCUGGGAUACAGAGACUGUUUGCAAGGAGGAAUGCUUUUUGAAUUUAGAAGCUCCAAUUUCAAGAGUAUGUGGCUAUGACACUCCUUUCCCUCACAUCUUUGAGCCUUUCUACAUCCCAGAUAAAUGGAAAUGCUAUGAUGCCCUUCGAAAAAUGAUUAACUACUAAGCAGUAGUACAGAGAUGAGAAGAGCAACAGGGAAAUACAGAAGCUGCCUUCAAAACUUUCGACACUUUACUCACAUCUUUUGGGUUUGGAAUUCAUAUAGCAGACUGUUUUCUCUGAACUCAACUAUCCUUAAUACUCAUCUUGGCUAUUCUUCAGGAAGUUCAACUCUACCUUAAUUAUGAAAUCAGUGAUGGUCAGGUGAUUGCUAUAAUAAGUAGUUUCAGAUGUAUUUAAAAAUAUUCCAGAUGUUGUAUGAAUAUUACACAUUGCCAUGCUUCACUAGGUUACACCUCUAAACUUCACUGUGUAAAUAUUAGAAGCAGGAUUUUAUUCAAUAAAACGUAUUAUGCAUAUGUUGUCUCUUGGUUUUGUUAUUGUUUUAGGAAAACCCAAAGAAGGUGUUUGAAUGUGACUAUAAUUUCAACAAAAUAAACCUUAGACAGCCAGACCAGCUUGUGCGUCUGGUCUGAUGGAGACUUCCUUUAACCAGUGUCCUUAGGUGUCUUUCAGCUGAGUGACUUCAUGUAAAAUAGUCCCAAAUAUGAUUUUCCUUUCUGCAAGGGAAAUGAAGGCUCCAUUUUUCUUGAGAAAGGAGGAGAUUUUUUUUUCUUUGUUGCUAGAGGUGAGAGGCUCCAUUGGUACAUCUUUGCUGCAAUAUCUUUGUUUAAUUAUUUUUCUUCUACAUAUGGAAUGUGUCUGCUGCUAAGCAGUUGUGCAAAAUGUGCCAGUUUGUGGAGAAAAGGUAACAUUACCAACAUAUUCAUGCCAGUGGUAGGAGAAGAGUCAGCUCACAUACCUUUUUCUGUUGGUGAGCACACAGAAAUACAAAAUUACCAAAAAGACUCUGCUAUAAAAUUAAACCUGAAUGUUUAUUUUUCCUGUGCUAAUAUAAAGGGCACUGAACAUCCCUAAAUGCAAGAGGGAGUCCAGCCUUUCAGACAGAGAGCCUCUGAGCUCAGUGAAGGUUUGCUUAGUUUUUAAUAAUGCCCUUCUUUUCCAUAUGACAAGCCAAGGACACAGCAAAGAUGUGAAAAUUAUCCUCUCUUGUCCUACAUUCCAGGACUGCUCGAAGGGCAGCAGACCUUCUUCCAGCACAGUAGUUUCAAAGCUUAUUACUGAAUUCCUUUGGUACCAGCUCUGAUCAUUUUUCCACCUCCUAAAUUAAGUGUGAAUUCAGCAGUUCCUAGUCUGUUUGGUUGCUCUGCUCUCUGUACAAAUCAAUCUCACGCUGCAUUGCUUCUUAUUAUAUGGAAGAGGAAGGGAAAGGAUUUGGAAGAUGUAUGCCAGUAGCCAGAUAACCACAUUUCCAUUGUUAUUCAGGGGGAUCUUUCAGGGAGAAAGAAUACCUUUGUAAUACACAAAUGUGCUCAGGGCAGUCCUCAACGUGACUGCUGAGACACACCAGGGAAGAAGCUCGGGCAGGUAGUUUUGUCAGUGGAUAUUCCCCACCAUGCCCCUCCAUCACCCAUUCUGAUGAUCUGGGAGUUGCUUGUUAAUCAAGCAAAUCUGGCUUUUGGGACAACAUCCUUGAUUAUGGGUGCCAAAGUGCACACACCCGCAUCUCAAAGUGGUGUGCUUCUCAGGGCUCCUCGGCAAUUCUCAUCUCACUCUCCCAAACCUCAGGAGUGAUCCUUGUAGGGUGGUUCAUUGUUUGCAACAUGGGGUGAUGCUUGCCCUCCAGCAGAACUCAAUUCAAAAAGCCGUGUUCAAAUGACUUGUACAGAUAGAAGGUGCUAAAUGAUAAUCUUUUCAGGCCCUGCUACCAUUUUGUGUAAGAUUCAUAGUUCAUACAUUUCCUACAGAAUCCCAACGGAUAAUCAAGCUAGUUGUCAAUGUUUCUAAUCAAAAUGACACUACUAGUCAAGUCUUCUGUCUGCAAGUCUCCUGUAAAUACCAUGUAUAGAGUUUCUUUAUUGUUUUAAAUGAUAGAUGCAUUAUGUAUUUUAUAUUUUUUUUGUGCUGGAUAGAAACUAUUGGGUUUAUGAAAAAAAAUGGUUUUAAAAAUUAUUUCUCUCUGUAGAAAAUCAAUAGAUAUUUGAGUUUCUUCUAAAAAUAUACUGUUAAUGUACUUCAAAGAAUAUACAAUAGAUACAGUUACGGUACUGACAUAGUAAAAUGUGCUUUGGUAAUUAAUAAUAGCCUUAAUCCUAAUACUUUGUAUACGCUGUUUUCAUAGAAAAAAAACAGUUUGUAAUUUAAUGCAGAGCUUAAGUUCAAGUUGCAUGUAUGGAAAUACAGAAUAAUAUGUUUCUUAAUAAACGUGUAGAAAAUAUUUGCUGUUAAUAUGAACUACUGCAGUCUGGUUGAGGGACAGGUUUUAUAUUUUCAGUGAGUGGUGGUGUGUCAUUUUUUUAAUAGUAUAAAAAAUGUUCCUUUCUCCUCUGUUUUGGAUAAUAGAAUAUUUUUCUCUGGCAAAGGCAAUUAAUGUUCUUAAAUAGGUGCUGCUCCCAAAACCCUGCCUAGAUGGCAGUAUCCACUCAUGUAACCUGUACUCGAGGAUGAUGGCUGUUUAAAGUGCGUGUUAUGGAAAAAUGACAUAUAGUUAUAAAUUGGACAGGAAGGUCUAUGCUGUUACAUACAAAUAACUGUUUCUCAUUAAAUCCCCUAAUAAUAAAA
Molecule: messenger RNA, 3535 nt
Organism: Athene cunicularia (burrowing owl)
Lineage: Eukaryota; Metazoa; Chordata; Aves; Strigiformes; Strigidae
Gene: BCKDHB
Product: branched chain keto acid dehydrogenase E1 subunit beta
Exons: 10
Coding region: 38-919 (293 amino acids)
Biological process (GO): branched-chain amino acid catabolic process; response to nutrient
Molecular function (GO): catalytic activity
Source: RefSeq, a predicted model, not a curated record